This is a messenger RNA of Dipodomys spectabilis (banner-tailed kangaroo rat), 5346 nucleotides long. RefSeq names its product DLG associated protein 2 (gene Dlgap2). Gene Ontology annotation, cellular component: postsynaptic specialization; glutamatergic synapse. The record is from RefSeq and is a predicted model, not a curated record. Gene Ontology annotation, biological process: signaling. NCBI's taxonomy places the organism in Eukaryota, Metazoa, Chordata, Mammalia, Rodentia, Heteromyidae. Gene Ontology annotation, molecular function: molecular adaptor activity.
AUGGAGGAAACAGUAGGAGUCCAGAACACAGUCCACACAGAGGACACGGGAGUCCAGGGCACACUCCACAUGGAGGACACAGGAGUCCAGGACACAGUCCACACGGAGGACACGGGAGUCCAGGACACAGUCCACACGGAGGACACGGGAGUCCAGGACACAGUCCACACGGAGGACACGGGAGUCCAGGACACAGUCCACACGGAGGACACGGGAGUCCAGGACACAGUCCACACGGAGGACACGGAAGUCCAGGACACAGUCCACAUGGAGGACACGGAAGUCCAGGACACAGUCCACACGGAGGACACGGGAGUCCAGGACACAGUCCACACGGAGGACACGGGAGUCCAGGACACAGUCCACACGGAGGACACGGGAGUCCAGGACACAGUCCACACGGAGGACACGGAAGUCCAGGACACAGUCCACAUGGAGGACACGGGAGUCCAGAACACAGUCCACAUGGAGGACACGGGAGUCCAGGACACAGUCCACACGGAGGACACGGGAGUCCAGGACACAGUCCACACGGAGGACACGGAAGUCCAGGACACAGUCCACAUGGAGGACACGGGAGUCCAGAACACAGUCCACACGGAGGACACGGGAGUCCAGAACACAGUCCACAUGGAGGACAUGGGAGUCCAGGACACAGUCCACAUGGAGGACACGGGAGUCCAGAACACAGUCCACACGGAGGACACGGGAGUCCAGGACACAGUCCACACGGAGGACACGGGAGUCCAGAACACAGUCCACACGGAGGACACGGGAGUCCAGAACACAGUCCACAUGGAGGACAUGGGAGUCCAGGACACAGUCCACAUGGAGGACACGGGAGUCCAGGACACAGUCCACACGGAGGACACGGGAGUCCAGGACACAGUCCACACGGAGGACACGGAAGUCCAGGACACAGUCCACACGGAGGACACGGAAGUCCAGGACACAGUCCACAUGGAGGACACGGGAGUCCAGAACACAGUCCACAUGGAGGACACGGGAGUCCAGGACACAGUCCACACGGAGGACACGGGAGUCCAGGACACAGUCCACAAGGAGGACACGGGAGUCCAGAACACAGUCCACACGGAGGACACGGGAGUCCAGAACACAGUCCACAUGGAGGACAUGGGAGUCCAGAACACAGUCCACACAGAGGACAUGGGAGUCCAGAACACAGUCCACACGGAGGACAUGGGAGUCCAGAACACAGUCCACAUGGAGGACACGGGAGUCCAGAACACAGUCCACACGGAGGACACGGGAGUCCAGAACACAGUCCACAUGGAGGACACGGGAGUCCAGAACACAGUCCACAUGGAGGACAUGGGAGUCCAGAACACAGUCCACACAGAGGACAUGGGAGUCCAGAACACAGUCCACACGGAGGAAAUGGGAGUCCAGGACACAGUCCACACGGAGGACACGGGAGUCCAGGACACAGUCCACACGGAGGACACGGGAGUCCAGGACACAGUCCACACAGAGGACACGGGAGUCCAGAACACAGUCCACAUGGAGGACACGGGAGUCCAGAACACAGUCCACAUGGAGGACAUGGGAGUCCAGAACACAGUCCACACAGAGGACAUGGGAGUCCAGAACACAGUCCACACGGAGGACAUGGGAGUCCAGGACACAGUCCACACGGAGGACACAGGAGUCCAGAACACAGUCCACACGGAGGACACGGGAGUCCAGAACACAGUCCACAUGGAGGACACGGGAGUCCAGAACACAGUCCACAUGGAGGACAUGGGAGUCCAGAACACAGUCCACACGGAGGACAUGGGAGUCCAGAACACAGUCCACACGGAGGACACGGGAGUCCAGGACACAGUCCACAUGAAGGACAUGGGAGUCCAGAACACAGUCCACACGGAGGACACGGGAGUCCAGGACACAGUCCACAUGGAGGACACGGGAGUCCAGGACACAGUCCACAUGGAGGACACGGGAGUCCAGAACACAGUCCACACGGAGGACACGGGAGUCCAGGACACAGUCCACAUGGAGGACACGGGAGUCCAGGACACACUCCACAUGGAGUUCACAGCUAGGUUUACAGGGGUGAUUGCAGCUGGACCAGUGCUGCUGAGUGACCCUCUGUACCUUACGGACAGCUCCAGCUUCCCGAGUACCACCUCUUGGGUGUUGAGUGCCGUGGCUGUGUUUGGAAUUUCGUGGCAUGUUGUGUGUGCGCUUUAUUUAUCUGUUUUGAAACAGGUUCUGCCCGGCAUCCUGCAGAAGCACUGCUGCAUCCUGCCAGACAGGAACACAGAAUCGCAGUGUACCCUCUGUGGAGAGCCGGAAGAGGAAGAAGGCGGAGAUUUGGCCCAGCCGGGCCUCGGCUUCGAGGGGCCGGCCGACGAGGACCUAGACCCGCCCUGCCCAUGGACGCCGGCGCCCACCUUCAAUGAGGACAGGUACUCCCCCGCGCCCCGCAGCAUGAAGGGGCUGCCCGCCAGCCGGAGCCAGCCCCCGCUGUGCGCGGGCCACACCUGCGGCCUGGCGCCCCCGGAGGACUGCGAGCUGGCCCACGGCCGCCUGCCCCGCGGGCCCGACCCGCGGCAGCCCUACCCGCUGGACCGGCGCCGCUGCUCGGCCCGCAGCCCCGUGCGCUCGGAGCGCGCGCCGGCGCCCGCGGGCCCCGUGGAGCCCGUGUCCAGCAGCACCUUCCCGCGGAUGCACUACAGCUCCCACUGCGACCCGCGGGACUGCGACCCGCGGGACUGCGAGGCGGGCGCGCGCCGCAUCCCGGCCAACCUCCUGGACCAGCUGGAGAAGCAGCUGCCACUGCACAGAGACGGCUUCCACACGCUGCAGUACCAGCGGUCCUCCACGGCCGAGCCGCGCGGCGGCAGCCCCGGCCGCAUCCGGCACCUGGUGCACUCCGUCCAGAAACUCUUCGCCAAGUCACACUCGCUGGAGGGCGCCUCCAAGAACAGCGUCAACGGCACGCGGGCUGACGACCAGCACCAGGGCCACCCCCCCAGGCACGGCAAGAGGGCCAAGAGCAAGGAGCGCAAGCCCGAGGGCCGGCACCGGCCGGGCCUGAGCAGCUGGUGGAGCUCCGAUGACAACCUGGACAGUGACAGCACCUACCGGCCGCCCAGCGUGGUCACCCGGCACCUGCUGGAGCCCGGCCCCCACUGCUACCCCGACGCCCUGCAGAGCCCCUUCGGGGACUUCUCCCUCAAGACCUCCAAGAGCAACAGCGACGUGAAGUGCUCGGCCUGCGAGGGCCUGGCACUGACGCCGGACCCCCGGUACCUGAAGCGCAGCUCCUGGUCGGCGCUCACCGUGAGCCAGGCCAAGGAGGCCUACCGCAAGAGCUCGCUGAACCUGGACAAGCCCCUGCUCCACCCGGAGCUCAAGCCUGCCCUGCGGCCCUGCCACUACCUCCAGGUGCCCCAGGAUGAGUGGGGGGGGUACCCCGCGGGCAGCGGCAAGGAAGAGGAGAUCCCCUGCCGCAGGAUGAGGAGCGGCAGCUACAUCAAAGCCAUGGGGGACGAGGAGAGUGCCGAGUCCGACUCCAGCCCCAAGACAUCCCCGACGGCCGCGCUCCUCCCCGAGCCCCUGCUGAAGUCCAUGGCCGCCCGGCCCCUCGGGGACCUGCAGAGCCAGAGCUACCUGCAAGCUGCAAGCGAGGUGCCCAUCCCUCACAGCCUGGACCCCUCUGCCGGCUACAACUCCCCAAAGUUCCGCUCCAGGAACCAGAGCUACAUGCGGGCCGUGAGCACCCUGAGUCAGGCCAGCUGCGUGAGCCAGAUGAGCGAGGCCGAGGUCAAUGGGCAGUUUGAGUCGGUGUGUGAGUCCGUCUUCAGCGAGGUGGAGUCUCAGGCCAUGGACGCCCUGGACCUGCCCGGAUACUUCCGCACGAGGAGCCACAGUUAUCUGCAAGCCAUCCAGGCUGGCUACUCCCAGGACGAGGAGUGUGUUCCCAUGCUGACGCCCUCCAGCGUGGCUGCAGCCAUCAGGUCCACAGCAGCGGCCACCUAUGCCAACUACAAGAAGACGCCCCCGCCAGUGCCCCCUCGGACCGUCUCGAAGCCUCUGAUCUCAGUGACGGCCCAGAGCAGCACGGAGUCCACCCAGGACGCCUACCAGGCUCAGAGGAUGUCCCCGUGGCCCCAGGACACCCGCGGCCUGUACAAUUCCACAGACAGUUUGGACAGCAACAAGGCCAUGAGCCUGGCUCUGGAGACAGCCGCUGCACAGCGCCACGCGGCCGACAGCCAGAGCGGCCCCAUCCGGACCAGCGACAAGGCCAUCCUGGUGUCCAAGGCCGAGGAGCUGCUCAAGAGCCGCUGCUCCUCCAUCGGAGUGCAGGACUCUGAAUUCCCAGAGCACCAGCCAUACCCAAGGUCAGAUGUGGAAACGGCCACCGAUUCGGACACGGAGAGCCGAGGGCUGCGGGAGUACCACUCGAUCGGCGUGCAAGUCGAAGACGAGAAGCGGCACGGGCGUUUCAAGCGCUCCAACAGCGUCACAGCUGCGGUCCAGGCUGACUUGGAGCUGGAGGGGCCCCAGGGCCAGGUCGUCAUGGAGGACAAGGGUCUGCAGUUCGGCUCUUCCUUCCAGCGGCACUCGGAGCCCAGCACUCCAACACAGUACGGGGCGGUGCGGACCGUGCGGACGCAGGGCCUCUUCAGUUACAGGGAGGACUAUCGGACACAGGUGGACACCUCCGCCCUGCCCCCGCCCGACCCCUGGCUGGAGCCGUCCUUGGAGCCCGUGGAAACGGGGAGAAUGUCUCCGUGCCGCAGGGAUGGCUCCUGGUUUUUGAAACUACUGCAUACGGAGACGAAGAGGAUGGAAGGCUGGUGCAAAGAGAUGGAGAGAGAAGCAGAGGAGAACGACCUCACCGAGGAAAUUCUGGGGAAGAUCCGGAGUGCCGUGGGGAGUGCCCAGUUGCUCAUGUCCCAGAAGUUCCAGCAGUUUUAUUGGCUCUGCCAGCAAAACAUGGACCCCAGUGCCAUGCCCAGGCCGACGCCCCAGGACCUGGCCGGCUAUUGGGACAUGCUGCAGCUCUCUGUGGAGGACGUCAGCAUGAAGUUCGACGAGCUGCAGCAGCUGAAGCUCAGCGACUGGAAGGCGAUGGACUCGCCGGAAAGAAAGGAAGAGAGGAAGGUCCCCCCUCCGAUACCAAAGAAGCCCCCCAAGGGGAAAUUUCCCAUCACAAGGGAGAAGUCCCUGGACCUACCCGACCGACAGCGCCAGGAAGCCAGGAGACGGCUCAUGGCCGCCAAGAGGGCCGCCUCCUUCCGCCAGAACUCCGCCACGGAGCGGGCGGACAGCAUCGAGAUCUACAUCCCCGAGGCCCAGACACGGCUCUGA